AUGCUCCCCGGGGUGGUGUACGCCCUGCUGGCGGGGUUCCUGGGCGCCGUGGCCUCGUCCUCCGCCAAGCUGUCCCUGGGUGCGGAUUAUCUGAAGGGGGUGUGUGAGACGGGUCUGAGGACGUGGGGGGACCAGAGGACCAGCGCGUGCGAGUGGCUUCACAUCCCCCUGCGCCUGCUCUGCGGAGGGAUGCUCUUCACCUGCAACGCUGUGAUGUGGACGUUCCUGUCGAAGGCCCUCAGGUACUCCUCAUCCUCCGCCAGAACCACUGUGACCACCACCGCCUCCAACUUCAUCUCCUCGGCACUCCUCGGGCAGCUCAUCUUUGGGGACAGCCUGGUGGCUCUGUGGUGGGUCGGGGUCUCGCUCACAUUCUCGGGGCUCCUGGUGCUACAGCGCUCUUCCUCCACCAACACACACUCCGGGAAUAUGAAAAAGGAUGAAUGAGAUGACGUGACCUGAGGGGAGACACACUGCUGCUCAUCGUGACGCAGCUUUCGGACAUCU
Messenger RNA from Neoarius graeffei (lesser salmon catfish), 507 nucleotides. Its product is annotated as transmembrane protein 42. The record is from RefSeq and is a predicted model, not a curated record. NCBI's taxonomy places the organism in Eukaryota, Metazoa, Chordata, Actinopteri, Siluriformes, Ariidae. The coding region runs from base 1 to 447 and encodes 148 amino acids. The transcript is spliced from 3 exons.